GCUCUUGAUGCCCCGGAACGCCUCUCGAACGGAGGGGGCCGUUGCGUGGCCUGGCCCCCAAAGUAUGCCAACGUGACAACAGCGGGAAUGACGACGACGACGACGCCGCUGCUUAAAACAUCCAAGACCACAGAAAUGUGGCCUUAUUUAUUUAUUAAGCCUCCAGAGAGACGCGCUUGGGCUGCGCUGCACAGACCGCUCGUGUCCAGCCCAGGCGGGCAGUUCACAAUGCAACGCGAUGCAUUGCCCAUCGCUUGAUGGACUCGUAAAGAGUGCGCGAUAACGAAUGCUCUUACUCUCUUACUUGCAUGUGCUCACGAUUUCAUCGGCGUGAACGGGUGGCGUUGUUGGUUCACGUUGCGUUGUGUCUGUCCGUCCAAUUGCUGAGCAAAUAUUCUGGACGCCGGCUCCGUUGCUUGUUGGUUUACGGUCUCCAAGAAUAGCUAAACGACUGUAGGGGAAGGUCGAGUACGUUGUACAUCACAAGGAUGCGCAGCCCAGCGGCGGCGGUGGCUCUCAAAUCUCUCGCGGCGCUGGGGGCCGUCGUGCUGCUGCUGCUGCUGCUCGGGGCCGCGUGGCUUUGGCGUCCUGCGAGUGGCCCGCUGCCGGGCCUCAGCCGGCCCAAGAGGGCCCCCCUCACCGCGCCCGUGCCCAUCGCCGAUGACGAGCGACGAGCCCUCACCGAGUACCACAACCGCCUGCGAGCCAGCGUGCACCCACAGGCGGCCGACAUGGAGCACAUGUCGUGGGACUGGGAGCUCGCCGGGAUGGCCGAAGCGUGGGCCAAGCAGUGCAAGUGGGGACACGGGCCCAGUGAUGAGCUCGACGCCAUCGGCCAGAAUCUCGCCGUCUACGUCGGCAGCGAACGCCCCCUUGCCUACCACGUGCAGGCGUGGUUCGACGAGGAGGAGUGGUACCAGUACCCCGAGGAGAAGGAAUGCAGACCCGAGUGCCCUCACACCUGCAGGGGCCCCAUCUGCACUCACUACACGCAGCUAGUGUGGGCAGAGAGCCGCCGCGUGGGCUGCGCGGUGCACACCUGCCUGGACAUCUCCGUGUGGGACGCCGUGUGGCCGUACGCCCUCUACCUCGUCUGCAACUACUCCCCCAAGGGCAACUGGAUAGGCGAGGCCCCAUAUCGCCAGGGCACGCCAUGCUCCCGGUGUCCGCCGCGAUACGGCGGCUCCUGCCGUGGCGGCCUCUGCUACCAGGCCCCGAAUACCACAGCCCAGAACUGGGACCUUGACGAGACUCAGCUUGGCGAGAGACGCCCCAAGAUCCCGUUGAUCGAGACUCCACAAGCUCCUGUCCUGAUCCCUGGUCCCAACAGGUCACUGGAGUUCAAAAAUCGCGAGCGAACCAAGCCACGGAUUCAAGCGAAUGCUAAAGCCAUAGGUCGUAGGGUGACGUGCAGAGCGAAGAUGCGAGAAGUCUGUCAGGGGUAUGUCUGCUUCAGGUUCUUGUGCCCAGAAAAUUGCUCCCAAAGCACAGCGAAUGUCAUUGGGACACACGUGUACGAUGUGGAGUCGGGGCUGUGCCGAUCGGCUCGACACGCGGGGGCCCUGGGUCCUGGGGGCGGCUGGAUCGACGUGAAGAGACGGGGUCGCACACAGACCUUCACCGGUUCCGCACGGAAUGGGGUCCGAUCCCUCGGGAAGAGGCGGCCAGCCAACUCAUUCUCCGUCUCUGCAUCACCAGUGAGGGAGGUGAGCUGUAAGGACACAUUGCGGGAUAUCUGCCCAAUCAAAUUCCCACCGCCUCCUCGCUGUCCCCGGUUUGUUUGCCCGGCGAGAUGCACGCAAGCCCACGGGAUUGUGGUGGGAACGGGCAUUUACUCGGACACUUCCAGCGUGUGCCUGGCGGCUGUGCACGCGGGCGCUGUGACCGCGCACGGCGGUGGCCCCGUGGACGUGGUCCCUGCCCAGCGACGGAAAGUUUUCAACGCCUCCCUGCGGCACGGCUUGCGGUCCUUUGGGGGGACCCGGAUGGAGGCUGCCCGUGCAUUCUACGUGUUCCGCGUGCUCUGAGGCUGGACAGGUCAAAAACUGUAUCGCAUUUUAUUUCUUGUUCGAAAUCAACCGAUUAAAAAAGCAAAAAAUAUAUCGUGACCAAAUAUUCCUUACGACCUGAACUAAACUAUGGAGUAUUCUCAGAUCCAUAUGGCAGAGAAGCCUACAACGUAGCUCAUAAAGGUAUCCUUCAUGAUUUGUUUUUUUGCCUAACAAAUGUGGUGCAGUGGUUAUCGCACUGUGCUCUAAAUGACAAAUAGAGCAUAAACCAUCACGCAAAUCCCGGUCAUCC
This is a messenger RNA of Petromyzon marinus (sea lamprey), 2301 nucleotides long. RefSeq names its product cysteine-rich secretory protein LCCL domain-containing 1-like. The record is from RefSeq and is a predicted model, not a curated record. Lineage: Eukaryota; Metazoa; Chordata; Hyperoartia; Petromyzontiformes; Petromyzontidae. Gene Ontology annotation, cellular component: extracellular region.